AUGAUGAGAAACCCCACGAAAAAACACUCUUUCGUCUCGUACCAACCAACCGACUCGCCGAGGAAGCCCUCGCUCACCCUGACAAUAUAUUCCAGGACCGCGGGGGAAAACGGCCAGGGCGGUCCGAGAACAGGCAUGUCGCUUCAACGAGAGCUCCAAGAAGCCAACAUGGCUGAGAAACAAAUUGACGAGCAAGGGCAAGGCGUUAUCCUCUACAGCCAGGAUUACGCCGUCUCCAUUGCAAGUUACACUUUUCACUUGAUCUGGCGGGGCAACGGCAGUGAUGAUACUGAGUGUCUGAAAGCCUUUGCUUUUCAAGGGUACCAAGAAUCGGUCCACCGGUUAAAGGACGUGAGAUCUCGCGACCGGCCGACAGAGUAUGACAACUCGGAGGUAAGGUCGUGGCACAUAACCAGGCUCGACACCAUCAAGGGGACUCGUUUCAGCGAUGUCCCGCAACUUCGUAAAGAAAUAGGUUCGGGAGCCUUUGGAAAGGUCUAUGCAGCAAUUGAUCGGGUAUCAGGCUAUGAAUUUGCGAUUAAAGUGAUUCAGCUCCAACACUACCACAAUUCCGAGGAAGCACGAGCCUUAGUGCACAGGGAAAUCAAGAUCCUGGAGAGGUUAAGCCAUGAACAUAUUAUCGAAUAUCUAGGCUACAAAGAUUUCCACACUUCCAAGCCCGAGAUCUUUAUGCCUUUGCGAGAAGGGUCUUUGAGAUCGCUUAUCACGGACGAAGAAGUUGCCGACUAUGGAGGUUUAUUCUUCGACGUGGUAACCCAGAUACUCAGCGCCCUGGAUUACCUGGCGAGUGAGAACCUGGUCCACCGGGACGUGAAGCCCGAAAACGUUCUCUACUACUACACCUCGGGUAAAAUCACUGGCAGUGGUUACCAUUUUCAGCUGGCUGACUUUGGAUUCGCCCAUUACCACACUCUGGCUACAAGCGUCUGCGGCACGGGCUGUUACCGGGCUCCUGAGCUGGAGCCUGAAAAGAGCCACGUGUGCGCGCCGCAGAGCCACAAGAUGGAUGUAUGGUCCCUCUUCGCUACCAUGGUUGCCGUCGAGUCCAAGUUUGAGAGCUUUCCGAUCCGUACCUCUGACUAUGGCAUUAUUCUAAAUGCAUUGAAGGCGAAAGCCCGAGAAUCCCCAUUGUACGCGCACAUGGGGAGGCUGAAUCCAGAUUGCCGGGCCUCGGCUGCCCAAAUACUCAACGAACACUUCGCAGGCUGGGGAUUAACAACACCACAAUCGAAAAUCCUCCCGAUAAAGCCCGAGCUACAAGGGGCUACUCGUCAAGACCUAUUGCCAACUGCCGGGCCUAGUGCACCCCGCCAAAUGAACAAUGGCCACGAGAAACCUCGCCAGCAAGCAGCGGCCACGCCCGAUCGCUUAAUCACAUAUCCGCCACGCAACACACGGUCCCGCAAGCAGCGUGCUACACCGGUGCCGGUCCGCGUGAACAAGGAUGGUGUUACGAAGCGCCGGGCGAGAUGGAACGCUCCCGCCAGAACAUCACAGCAACAAAGAUUGCUUGUUCAGAAAGAGCCAGAGAAGGAUGUUCCGCCUAUGCCUGGGGCAUUUGUUGACUAG
Messenger RNA from Metarhizium acridum CQMa 102, 1590 nucleotides. Lineage: Eukaryota; Fungi; Ascomycota; Sordariomycetes; Hypocreales; Clavicipitaceae. The record is from RefSeq and is a predicted model, not a curated record.